Molecule: messenger RNA, 2543 nt
Organism: Mus caroli (Ryukyu mouse)
Lineage: Eukaryota; Metazoa; Chordata; Mammalia; Rodentia; Muridae
Source: RefSeq, a predicted model, not a curated record
GGCCCCGGGCCCUGGGCAGCCUCCAGGUGCAGUGCCCUCCCUUGGGCUGCACCCUCUCCCCUUCCCUGGGGCAUGUCUCUACUUACAAGUUAUGAGGGGCUUCGGCAUCAGAUAGAGAGGCUGGUGCGGGAAAAUGAGGAACUGAAGAAGCUGGUACGGCUCAUUCGGGAGAAUCAUGAGCUCAAGUCUGCGAUCAAGACUCAGGCAGGUGGCCUCUGCAUCAGCGGGUUCACCGGAGGGCUUGGUGAGGCAGCGGCAGGCCCUCCCCAACAUCAGGGUGUAUUCCUGCCCCCAGCUUCAGCAGCAGCAAAGGAGCCCUGCUCAGAAGACUUGGGGAUGGCGGCACUGGCACCUCUGGCUGACAUGUUGAAUACCCCACAGCUCAGUCCUGCAGCAGGCUCCCUUGUGAACCCCCUGGCUGCUACUCUUAACCCACUGCUGUCUGGCCAAAUACCCUUGUCACAGAACAACCAGUUUGCCAAUCUUGUGCCAUGCUCUGUGAGCAACCAACUGACCAAUCCUACUACAGUUUCCCCCGGAGUCACCUUGGCCAGUUCUCUGGGUUUGCCCUCUACUGGACCCCUGAACAGUCAAAUGACUAGUCCCAUGACUGUAACCCCAGGGACCACUCUGGCCAGCUCACUGGGCCUGACCUCAACUGGUUCCCUAACAACAAGCAGCCGGCUGGUGGGCCCUCUGGCUGUAUCUCAGAGCAGCCCCAUCAUGGCUCCCCUGGCAGGCACGGUGGCAGUCUCUCUGAGUAGUCCCCUGCUCUCCUCCACAGCUACCCCUCUAGGUGUUGCUCAGAACGUACUGCCCAACCCCAUAAACAACAUAGGGCAGCCAGAGACGCCAAGGGUGCGGCUGGCAGAGCCGACCCGAGGAAACUUCUCUGGAACCUCAGCCUAUGCAGGACCAGCUCCCACCACCAAAGUCCCAAUCACCAGUGAGCACCCCCAGCCGAGACAGGACCCAGAGCCCCUUGACAUGUUUGUGGGCGCACCCCUCCAGACCAUCCCCUCUAUGCGUACCAUGGCCACAUCCAGUCUCACAACAAAUGUUUAUGGCACCUUGGAUAAUCGAACUCAGACUAGUGUUUCCCAGGGACAAAUGCCCCUCAUUUUUGUCCAAAGCUCCCCAACAGGCUCUCCUCCUCGCACAGUUCCCAGCUCUGCCCCAGCUCCUGCCCCCCAAGCUGCUGAAAACGGUUCCCCUUCAAGAAACACCCACUCCAACUCCCCCUCCAGGGUGCACCAAUCCCCUACCCGACCUGUGCCCAAUCCCCAUUCUCCUCCACGCAACCUCCCAUCCCCGCCCCGCACCUCAUCCUCUUCGGCUUCAGUCAAUGAUACCCGGGGUUCACGCGUGAUGGAACAGUCUCGGAAGAAUGUCGUGGAGAUGGAGCGGAAGACGCCCCACCGAAAGUCUAACAAGUUACCUGACAAUCCCCGAGACACAAAACAGCUAGCCUGUGAGAGGCUAGUGGGGGAAAUCGCCUUCCAGCUAGACCGAAGAAUCCUGUCCAGCAUCUUCCCAGAGCGCGUACGUCUCUACGGCUUCACUGUCUCCAACAUCCCAGAGAAGAUCAUCCAGGCCUCCCUAAACCCCAGUAACCACAAGUUGGAUGAGGACCUGUGCCAGACGCUCACACAGCGUUACGUGAGCAUCAUGAACAAGCUGCAGAGCUUAGGCUACAACGGAAGGGUGCACCCGGCACUGACAGAACAGCUGGUGAAUGAGUACGGCAUCCUGCGCGAGCGGCCUGAGCUGGCGGCGUCUGAAGGUGGCUGCUACACGGUGGACUUCUUGCAGCGUGUGCUAUUGGAAACUGUGCACCCCAGCAAGCUCACGGAUGCCCUCCUGCUGCUCUCCUGCCUCCACCAGCUGUCCCACGAUGACGGCAAGCCUAUGUUCAUCUGGUAACACCCGGUGCCCGGCUGGCCCAGGCUCACUUCACCCUGUAGGCCAUUGUGCAUGGCCAUUAAAGUUUCCCACGGACUCUGGUCACCUGGCCCAUGCCACACCUUCCUGCUCCAGUGGGGUGGGGGACCACAUUCACAUUACAGCUCCCCAGGAGAGACAGAGCUCUCAGACACUGUCUUUCUAAUGGGAUUAAAUGGAGGGUCCCAAAUUUCCUUUUUACUUGGUAAUGAAAGCAGAAGUUCUGGGAGUGGAAGAAAAAAAAAAAAAAGAGGGAGUAGGAUCAGGAACAGGGAAGGGAUGGUGCAGAAAGAAAGGGUACUUCCCUGUUCUUAGCAAAGACCAAGGGGUGGGGAGCCUCAGGGCAGGACAGUAGAGGUAAGAGAGCCAGAUGCCACCUCAUCCAAACCUGGGCAAGGGAGCCCAGGAGAUGGCAGCCCCUUGUGAAGAUGCCCAAGGUCUGGGAAAAGGAUGGGUUCUGUCUAAGCAUGGGGGACCAGAGCUGACCAGAGAAUGAAAAACAUGGGUUGGGGGGGGGAUAGGGUGAGGGAUUGUGGGAGUGGGGACCAGGAGCAGGGGGCAUCCAUGGAGAUAUAAAAUGAAUAAAUAAAUGGAAAAAAAAA